Messenger RNA from Megachile rotundata (alfalfa leafcutting bee), 3135 nucleotides. RefSeq lists its product as uncharacterized. The record is from RefSeq and is a predicted model, not a curated record. Gene Ontology annotation, cellular component: cytoplasm. NCBI's taxonomy places the organism in Eukaryota, Metazoa, Arthropoda, Insecta, Hymenoptera, Megachilidae.
CACGGCGCUGGCGUCGUGCGUUCCUCAGCAUCGAAAACCCUCGAUCUUUUCGAUCGUGCCAGCUGUGAUCGUCGUCUGCACUGAUCCAUACACGUGGUCUAACAACACCUUGCAAACUUGUUUACUUUGUCCGCGCAAACAGCAUCCGGUUGUUCAAUCAUCGUACGUUUGUUCUACCAGUGAGUUCGGUUGAUCACGUGUGGUUACGGUAAAUUGUUUUUCCUCGGAGCUAAAUGGCGAUACAGGAAGGUGAACGGUCGACGUGAUGGUUUCGUGAAAAUUUAGUGAUGUGCAGAGAUGAGACGCGAAAUGCCGAACGCGAAGGAGGAAAAGGACCAAGAGGAUCGUGCCUCGAAACAAGGAUCGAGAUCGAGAGUGUGUCAAGAGCACGGUGAACAGGAUUGUCCGAGUGAAAACGAACACGAGUUCGAGUCGUUGGAGUACGAAGAGGACGUUUAUUACUCGAAUUUGACCGCGACACCCAGUUUUGACGAUAUUGACGAACUCAGCGACGAUGCUGACGAGAUUAUUGUUCACUGCUGGAGAGACUCCAAUGGUGACAUCGAUGAAAUCGUGGUGGACGACGCGAAUUUGUCUGUGGAGACGCAGUUUUUGCCCUGCGACGACGAGGGAGGACGCGGGAGGAGGAAGAAGAAAUCGGUCCGAGUGAUCUUCCAGGACUUCUCGAAACCAUAUUUAGCGAAAAUUAGCAACAGCCAGAAUUAUAAGAAGUUCCUCGAAUUGGUAAAAGGGGAAGAUGCCAGUCUCCAUUCAGGUGGAUAUAUUUCGCCAUCAUCGGAUAACGUGGUGAACGAGCUGCAAGGACUUUCCUUAGAGGAACAAGAUCGUCAAAAGGCGGAAUGGAGUGCAGAACUAGCCAAAGUGGAAGAAGAGAUACAAACUCUGAGGCACGUAUUGGCGAACAAGAUAAGAGUUUCUCAGGAGCUGAAGAGAAAACUGGGCAUCAGCGUUUGGAAGGAGAUCACCGACGACAUGAAUCAGGGGUUGAAAAACGUUAAGGAGAGCCAAGUUUAUCAGAACGUCGGCGAGAAACUCGGUCAGUUCACCAAGGCAGUCACCGAGAACAUUUUAUUCCAGAAGACAGAGUCCGUCUUCAAGACCACGGCUGAGAAGACCACCAGCAUUCUUGGAGGCUUCGGAAGUGGCUUAUCCUCGAAGCUGGGUCAAAUGCGUAACUCCGACAGCUUCCGUUCUUUGGAGGAACGAGUCGGGUCUGCUUAUGAAAAUAUGAAGACAAAGGUGGUGCCUUCAAGAUCCAGUUCCAUGCAGAGCUUUGACGAUGCUCUUCGAGAAUCAGAAGCGGCGAGACGCGCGUCCGCCGCGCCUUCAGCUACCAGCCCGACUAUUCCCGAAGACAAGCUUCUAUCUUAGAGCUGGCCCUUGACCUUACAUCGAUUUCUGCCUCUUCUCUGCGUAACAUGCUGAAGUCGUCGAUCCACGAUGCCAUCGAUGUUCGCCCUACGCUACUUACUAUCACUUUCUAACGCAUUGCUAUUAAUCAGGGCUAAUUGUAAGAGCGACACUAUCGUUCACUCAGCUGCAACUUAGGCUUCCUUCGAUUAAGGGAUAUGCUAAUUUUAGGAGAAAUCGAGGACCAAGAAAAACGUAGGUCCUAAGAAAAACCUAACCUAUAAUCUAUUUGUCCCUGACACUGUCAACUGAGGGAAGCCUAAGCUGGACGCGACUGCACUAUAUAUUAUUAAAGAAAUAUGGAAUACCCUUCAAAGAACAAGAAGUGACAAAAUACACGCUUCGAGCGUUUGUACGACUCGGAGUGUCUUUUAAAUGUCUUCUUCAAUGUACGCGAAAAUUGAGACGGAAAUACGCUUCUUCGUGUUAAAUAUUACGAUGAGACUUUCGGUUCGGAAGAAGAGAAUUAUAUAUACUUUCUGUUUUCUUUUUCUGUUUUACUCGUUUGAGGGUACAGUUCUUUUAAAGUUGACGCAAGAGAAUUUUGUUUACCCCAGUUUUCGAUGUAUCGUGUGUACGCGAGUUUUCUUUCGCAGGAUUGUAAUGUUCUUUUUUUAUUGGGAAGCUUUUCAGCGUCGCAAGAUGUGGAGAUGUAAUAUUGCAUUUACGUUCAGGGUCAUGUUACUCAAGAAGACGGCAAUUGAUUUCCUUAUUUUAUCGAACUUAUUUGCACUAUAGCGAUUUUUAUAACGUAUAAUAAUAUAUCGUUGAUACGUACUUUUUAACGUUUUUUGCGUUGCAACCUGUUUUCGCACCUCGAAUUCCUGAAGAUGAGCACCACACGCUUUCAAAUAGAUAUUCACCUGGUGGCGUUUCCUCUUGGACAUUGAAUAUCUUCGUGUAUUACUACGAGACACUUAAUGUUCUUCGAUAAAACUCGUGCUUCGACAAUACUGUCCAUUUCGUGUGAUAAAAAGACCAUCGAUCUUUGUUGUAACUUUCUUACCGAGUAAUUGAAAUUAGUGCAAUCAUGUUUCUAACAUUAACUCAUUGCUUUGUGCGGGCAAAAUGGCCGCCUAUUUGUUCUAAAUUAUCCAAACAUACUUGAAGAUUAAUUGAAUUUGAUUAUGAAAAAUAACAUCGACCUUGAUCAAAAUAUGGCAAUCGUAAUUAUGUUAGCACGAUACUGAGUCGAUGCAAAUAUUUCGUUGACAAAAAUGUUUCCUAGAGUUUACGAAGGGGUCAUAAUCAGUUGAGAAAUUGUAAACGGAAGCUUAAGAUGUAUGGAAAGUUACUAUAACUAUAAAUUGACCAGAAAAGAAAUAUUUUUUACUGAGCUCUAUUAGCGCGGAUGCGCGGUGACCCGAGCGCAUUUAUUUAUUUAACAAAAUCUACAACUUAAACGUAAUCUUAUACGUGGUAGAACAUUUAAUCUAUGUGUCAUUUGAACUCGUUACAGUUUCUAUGAAUCUAUCGUUAAUCUGCGCUCAUUCCGUCAUCGACAACCUGCUACACAUCUACUUGUUCAUUUUGGUGAAUAAAUUAUUUAAAAAAAUGUCACGGGUGAAUUAGCGAUUUCUGGCCCCACAAAAUACGACGAAUAUACACAGUUUGUUAUUAUAACGUUUUGCGUGUGCUUUUUAAUUAUAUCGAACUUAUUCGUACUUAAUGGGAAAUUAAUAUAAUAUAUAUUUUUUAUGAAAA